AUGAGCGUCGCGCUGCAGGAGAUGGGCGGCGGCGGCAACAUGGUGGAUUACAAACGCGCCACGCUGCGGGAUGAAGACGCACCCGAGACCCCCGUAGAGGGCGGGGCCUCCCCGGACGCCGUGGAGGUGGGCAAGGGGGUCAUCCCUGUCUCACCAGGCCCCCGCCCUGGCAUGACGGCCGGCACACCCGGGAGCUCUGGGUUGCCCUGGAGGGUCACCUGCCCCCACCUCCGCUCCAUCUCUGGCCUCUGCGCUAGGACUAUGGUGGGAUUCCGGAAGAGGACAAGACACCUCUUGGGCUCGCACACCCAGCUGGAGCUGGUCUUGGCUGGUGUCUCUCUACUGCUGGCUGCACUGCUUCUGGGUUGCUUGGUGGCCCUGUGGGUCCAGUACCACAGAGACCCAUCCCACAGCACUUGCCUCACGGAGGCCUGCAUUCGAGUGGCCGGAAAAAUCCUGGAGUCCCUGGACCGUGGGGUGAGCCCCUGUGAGGACUUUUACCAGUUCUCCUGCGGAGGCUGGAUUCGAAGAAACCCUCUGCCUGAUGGGCGUUCUCGCUGGAACACCUUCAACAGCCUCUGGGACCAGAACCAGGCCAUACUGAAGCACCUGCUUGAAAACACCACCUUCAACUCCAGCAGUGAAGCUGAGCGGAAGACACAGCGCUUCUACCUCUCCUGCCUACAAGUGGAGCGCAUUGAAGAGCUGGGAGCCCAGCCGCUGCGAGACCUCAUUGACAAGAUUGGUGGUUGGAACGUUACGGGGCCCUGGGACCAGGACAACUUCAUGGAGGUGCUGAAGGCAGUAGCAGGGACCUACAGGGCCACCCCCUUCUUCACUGUCUACAUCAGUGCCGACUCUAAGAGUUCCAACAGCAAUGUUAUCCAGGUGGACCAGUCUGGGCUCUUUCUACCCUCUCGAGAUUACUACCUAAACAGGACUGCCAAUGAGAAAGUGCUUACCGCCUACCUGGACUACAUGGAGGAGCUGGGAAUGCUGCUGGGAGGACAUCCAGCCUCCACGCGGGAGCAGAUGCAGCAGGUGCUGGAGCUGGAGAUACAACUGGCCAACAUCACGGUGCCCCAGGACCAGCGGCGGGAUGAGGAGAAGAUCUACCACAAGAUGAGCAUCGCAGAGCUGCAGGCCCUGGCGCCCUCCAUGGACUGGCUGGAGUUCCUGUCCUUCUUGCUGUCACCACUGGAGCUGGGUGAUUCUGAGCCUGUGGUGGUGUAUGGGAUGGAUUAUUUGCAGCAGGUGUCAGAGCUCAUCAACCGCACAGAGCCAAGUGUCCUGAACAAUUACCUGAUCUGGAACCUGGUACAGAAGACAACAUCAAGCCUGGAUCGCCGCUUUGAGUCUGCACAAGAGAAGCUGCUGGAGACCCUCUAUGGCACCAAGAAGUCCUGCACGCCAAGGUGGCAGACCUGCAUCUCCAACACGGACGACGCCCUUGGCUUCGCUCUGGGCUCCCUCUUUGUGAAGGCCACAUUUGACCGGCAGAGUAAGGAAAUUGCAGAGGGGAUGAUCAGCGAGAUCCGGACUGCCUUUGAGGAGGCCCUGGGACAGCUGGUUUGGAUGGAUGAGAAGACCCGCCAGGCAGCCAAGGAGAAAGCAGAUGCCAUCUAUGAUAUGAUUGGUUUCCCAGACUUCAUCCUGGAGCCCAAAGAGCUGGAUGAUGUUUAUGAUGGGUAUGAAGUGUCUGAAGAUUCCUUCUUCCAGAACAUGUUGAAUUUGUACAACUUCUCUGCUAAGGUGAUGGCUGACCAGCUCCGCAAGCCUCCCAGCCGGGACCAGUGGAGCAUGACCCCCCAGACAGUGAAUGCCUACUACCUUCCAACCAAGAAUGAAAUCGUCUUCCCCGCCGGCAUCCUGCAGGCCCCCUUCUACGCCCGCAACCACCCCAAGGCCCUGAACUUUGGUGGCAUCGGCGUGGUGAUGGGCCACGAGUUGACACAUGCCUUUGAUGACCAAGGGCGCGAGUAUGACAAGGAAGGGAACCUGCGGCCAUGGUGGCAGAAUGAGUCGCUGGCAGCCUUCCGGAAUCACACGGCCUGCAUGGAGGAGCAGUAUAGCCAGUACCAGGUCAACGGGGAGAAGCUCAACGGCCGCCAGACGCUGGGGGAGAACAUCGCUGACAACGGAGGGCUUAAGGCUGCCUACAACGCUUACAAAGCAUGGCUAAGAAAGCAUGGGGAGGAGCAGCAGCUACCAGCCAUGGGGCUCACCAACCACCAGCUCUUCUUUGUGGGAUUUGCCCAGGUGUGGUGCUCGGUCCGCACACCCGAGAGCUCUCACGAGGGGCUGGUGACGGACCCCCACAGCCCUGCCCGCUUCCGCGUGCUGGGCACGCUCGCCAACUCCCGUGACUUCCUGCGGCACUUCGGCUGCCCUGUCGGCUCCCCCAUGAACUCAGGGCAGCUUUGUGAGGUGUGGUAG
This is a messenger RNA of Eubalaena glacialis (North Atlantic right whale), 2436 nucleotides long. It is a transcript of the gene ECE2, whose product is annotated as endothelin converting enzyme 2. NCBI's taxonomy places the organism in Eukaryota, Metazoa, Chordata, Mammalia, Artiodactyla, Balaenidae. The transcript has 19 exons. Gene Ontology annotation, cellular component: plasma membrane. The record is from RefSeq and is a predicted model, not a curated record. Bases 1 to 2436 code for a protein of 811 amino acids. Gene Ontology annotation, molecular function: metalloendopeptidase activity. Gene Ontology annotation, biological process: protein processing.